AUGGUUCUUCACCAAAUCGUUGCAACAUUUCACGCCCUUUUCGACGUCAUCGGAAUUCCAGGCAAUUUUUUGGUAAUCGUGACGACCGUCCUGGAAAGGAGAUUUCAUGUGAUGCGGUAUAUUUUGCUUGCAAGUCUUGCAGUUUCAGAUAUUCUCUGUUUGACUCUGGCAAACUCUUUCCGCAUCGGAAGCAUAGCGCAACAGAGAUGGUUGUAUGGAGGAACAAUGUGUUACCUUAAUCCUUCAUUUGUGCGUUAUUUCUACUUCAACUCUGUUCUGCAUCUAAUGGCUGUUUCUUAUGAGCGAUACAACGCUAUUGUGAAAUCCCCUUUGACUUACGAUGGUACGAUGACAAAAUGCAAAACGAUGUUGGUGGCUCUCAUCUGGAUAGUCCCAAUUCCGUUUUCCAUCGGUCCGUUCCUUGGUUUUGGUAAUUACGUUUACAACCCCGAAGUGUUCUUUUGCGAGCAAGGAUGGUCAGUUCAUGGUGAUUCCAUGAAAAGAAACAUAAUUUCGUACGCGAUUUUCAGCUUUCUUUUACCUUUUCUCGUUAUUGUUUUUCUUAACUGGAGAGUCUUUCGAACAGCAAAAACUCUUCAGAUAAACCCUGUGGCCAACAACCUUGGUUGCUUCGACGAUUCUGAUUGCAAGCGACAACAACAAAACCAACGAAAUAAGAUCAUAUUAAGGAAGAAGAGGGAACAGAAAGCCGCUGCCGAUGUCAAUAUAAUCAUCAUUGCAUUUCUCUUAUGCUAUCUUCCAGGCUGGAUUACAGGAAUUUUCCGUCAGUUCGUGAAAGACAUCAAAGUUACAGCAGAGGUCAUUCUAACAACAACGGGCGUUUACUUCUUCAGCUCGGUGUGUAACCCAAUUAUCUAUUCCCUUCGUAAAAGAGAAUUUCAUAAAGGAUUCAACGAAGUGGUGCGCCGUAUGACACUUCAAAAAAAUUCAAGUAUCUUAGACGAGAACGUAAAUCCGUUUUCAAGCUUCAGUGUACGAGCAAUAGCUUUCAGUUCAAGAAAUAUUCCUGUUUCAGACUUCUCUGACGGUCAGGAUUGA
This is a messenger RNA of Pocillopora damicornis (cauliflower coral), 1059 nucleotides long. Its product is annotated as octopamine receptor beta-2R. NCBI's taxonomy places the organism in Eukaryota, Metazoa, Cnidaria, Anthozoa, Scleractinia, Pocilloporidae. Gene Ontology annotation, cellular component: membrane. The record is from RefSeq and is a predicted model, not a curated record. Gene Ontology annotation, biological process: G protein-coupled receptor signaling pathway. Gene Ontology annotation, molecular function: G protein-coupled receptor activity.